CAGUGAGUGUGAGGAGGAGAAAGAGAAAGAGAGAUAUGUCUUAUAGUACGUUGCGUGAUUCGCUGCCGCCCUCAUAUUGAGUAGUUUUAGUGAGAAGCCAGUAAUAAUAGUUGGAGAGAGAGAAACCCAAGCAAAAGUAGCUGUCGGUGGUGCUGCUAUUUGUAUGAAGUCUUUCUUGCCACCUUGACAAAAAAAAAGGGACUAUGGCGUCUCUAAAAAUGGCGUUAACCCUCUUAUUUUUACAUUCCAUCGUUGAACUUGUACAUUGUGCGUCCCUGAGGUGGAUAUCUUUACCAUACACGGCUCCUCUGGGCCACCCUGUUACCAAGUUUCCGUGUCACCGCCAUACCACAGUGGCAGGAAUAAAUCUUAAUAACUACAACACAGAAAACAAAAAAUAUGUAGAAACUAUACAAAAUCCAAAUGAACUUUCAACACAAGCACAAAAGUUUAAAUUAAUAGCAACACCGGCCGAUAAAAGUAAGACGACGGCUUCACAAAAUUCUAACACUUCUAAACAACUCUCUGCUUUGUUUUUAUUCGACUACACGGACUGUGAAUUGCUUACGAAUGGCAAUUUAAGUUCUUGGCGAGGCUACAAUAUCUCGCUAAACCUUACUUUACAAACAACACACUAUCACUCUAUCGUUCAUAUUUCAGCCAAUCUCUCUAGUAUAAAGUUAAAGUUUCAAAAUGAUAAUUAUUUCGGUUCUAUAUUUGAAAACCAACCGUCUGGUACAUCUGUUCGGGGAUUACACAAUCUUAGUAUUGUGGCCGACUUGAAAACUACCUCUUUAGAUAUUUUACCUGAACAUAUUCACUAUCGUAUUCUCAGACCGCAAAAUGCUAGAAAAACUUUUGGCCUUAAGGUUUUGCCUGAUGGAAAAGUAGGAAUAUUCUCUAAAAUGUCACUUGACCGCGAGAAACGAUCACAUUACCAAUUCCUUAUAGAAGCUAUUGGACCCGAGGGAAGUUUUGCCACUACGAAUAUCCGCGUCGAUGUUUCAGACCUCAAUGAUUCACCUCCCGUCAUGAAGAAAAAAAAGUACAUAACUAUGAUCAACGAAAAUACCCCUGUCGGUACCCCAAUUGUUCAGGUUUCUGCCCGUGACCCUGACAAUUCUAAUAGUCGGAUUACAUAUAGUAUAGAGAAACACAAACACACAAAUCAUUUUGCAAUAAAUCCGUCCAGUGGAUUUAUUUAUGUCAGCAAGCCGCUAUAUCAAACCAUGGAUCUUCCUUUACUCAAAGUUCAUGCUACGGACGAAACUGGACAGCGAAGUCGACCAUCUCUUGUUAAAAUUGGACUAUAUGGAAAACGUGUGAAUCCAAUCCGACACAUGUCUAAUCCCACCCAUUUAUGGGUACCUUUAGGGGAUGAUGCAGCUUCCUACUCUUCAAUCGUCCAGGUGAGGAGAAGGAGGGCCUCCGAACCACAAAGUAGCUUUGUCAUCUAUGAAACCGAUUCGGGGAGUUUGUUUAAUGUAUCUGUUCAGGACCCUACAUACGAAUAUUCUCUUUUAAGCGACACUUCGGGUUGGUUCACGGUCGACUCUACUUCAGGAAUUGUUUCUGUUUUACCUGGGAAAAAUAUAAAUUCAAAUUUGUACCAGAAUGUUAUUUUAAGUUUCAAUAUUACCAACGGCGCUAAAAGCCUUAUACAUCAAGUGACAGUGAAUAUAAUGAGACAUAAACCUCGUUUUGUCAAUCAACCCAAACCUCUAAAAGCUGUGGUGAACACAACUACGAAAGCAGGAGCUCUGGUCUACACCCUUCUAAGUCGGUCUGACAAUCCUGGAAAUAUAAUCAAAUACAGAAUGAUUGAUCCAAACAAAUACUUUGAGUUGAAUAAAGACAGUGGUGAUAUAACAAUUCUUUGGAAAGACAAACUCGUUCUUAAUAGGUAUUAUCCAUUGACGGUUUAUGCUGUUGAUAUUUCUGUUACACCAAAUUUGGAAACUGAUCCUGAAACAUUGGAAGUUUUUUAUGGUGCCCUUCCACCUCAGUUCUUUAAAUCAAGCUACAGUGGCUCUGUUUUUGAAAACAACCAAGCCAAUCAAGUAAUUGAGAAUUUGAAAAUUGCUGUGAAGUCUUUCUCUGGUAAGAAUAUCAAUUUUGCUCUGACAACAGCAGCAAAUAUUGCUACCACAAAUUUUGAAAUUCGGAAGAUACCUGGAAAGAAUGCUGAAGCUUCAGUGUUUGUGAUGAAAACUUUCUCAUUCAACAAAGUUUCCAAUAUCUUUAAUUUAAUAAUCACUGUUUCGGAUUCAACUUUAUCUAGUUCUGUACCAUUGACAGUACACAUAAUUGAUGUGAAUAGUGAACCAUCAUUUACUCUCCAAGAGUACAGAUCUCUGCCUAUAAAUGAAAAUGUUACAGUUGGUACAGAAAUUGAGAAAACAGAUCUUAAAAUCAUUGCAAUUGAUAGAGAUGCUGGAAAAAAUGCUGAAAUUGUAUUUGAUGUCACUGAUGACCACUUCGAAGUAAAAAGAAACAAGUUAACUGAUAGCCAAUAUGAAGCAAUUCUUGUUGUUAAAAAACAAUUGGAUUAUGAAAAACAACCUAUACAUAAAUUUAUCAUCACAGCUCAUGAUCUUGGAGAUCCACCAAAAAGUGCAACAGCUACGGUGGAAGUGCAUCUGAAAAAUGUAAAUAACAAAUCUCCAGUUAUACCUGAAAAUAGCAAAUUUCAUGUAAAUGAAAGAGCCCCAGUAAAUACUUUUGUUGCAAAAUUGAAAGUCAUAGAUCCUGAUAAAGAUAAUAUAUGCUUCUAUUUUGGAAACUUUAAAAAUACAUAUGAAAUGUUUGCAAUUGAUAAAAAGCUAGGAAUUAUCACUGUGAGAUCUGAUCUUUCCAAUGCUAAAGGAAUGUAUGUAAUAAAUAUAACAGCGACUGAUGAACAGUGCUGCUGUGAAAAAGAUCCUCCUCACACCUCUUAUGGCAGUAUAACCAUAUAUGUUGAAGAUGUUAAUAACAACAAGCCUAAGUUUUCUGAAUGCAGUUCUUAUAACACUAGUAUUAAAGAAGAUAUCAGUCUGAAUUCAUUUAUCAUUCAGGUUAAAGCUGAAGAUAAAGAUCGAGGCAAAAAUGGCGAAAUUACUUACACACUGAUUGAGAGUAGCACUGAAAAAUUACCGUUUCAGAUUGGUAGUGCGUCUGGUAACAUUACUGUGAAGAAGAGCUUAUUGGACCAACAUGGAAUUUAUAACAUAUUGGUAAAAGCUACUGACAAUGGAGCUUCAAAAUUAUAUGACCUAUGUCUGUUGACCAUAAAUGUGUUGGAUGUCAAUAAUAAUGCCCCAAAAUUUGACCAAGCUGAAUACUUACACAUAGAAAAAAAAUCCAUAUCUGUUGGACAGCCUAUAUUUACUGUCCAAGCAACUGAUGCUGAUGAAGGCAGGAAUGCAGACAUUUAUUACAACAUUAGCAGUAAAUAUUUUUCUAUUGACCAAAAUGGUAUCAUCACUGUAGCUAAACCUUUAAAAGAUUAUAUUGGUGAUUCAAUAGAUUUGACUGUGAAUGCUUUUGAUAAAGGUGCAAUACCCCUCAGCAGUUCAGUGACUGUGAAAAUCAAAUUCCAGAGUACACUUAGCAACAUCCCUUCAUGGUUAAAUAAAACAGGCCUUGUUAUUAAAGUCCCUGAAGACCAGAAACGAAAUGACCCAUUUGCCUUCCUUCUAGCGGAAUCUAAUAUACCAGAUAAAACUCUUACAUUCUGUCUAACUGAUUGUCUUAAGACUUUUGAAAAUUUCAAGAUCCAUGGUGAGGAUAACAAAAUGUCAAUAGCACUAAGGGAACCACUUGAUUAUGAAACAAAAACAAGUUACCAAAUAUGGGCAAAAGUGAUGAAUCAACAUGUACCAACUCCAUUACACAAAGAAAUUCGUUUCACCAUAGAAGUGCUGGAUACCAAUGAUAAUCCUCCGAUAUUUGAAAAGUUUGAUGCUACCCAGGGAGUUUAUAUUGGAUAUAUAUCUGAGAAUAUGAAUGUAUCAACAUCAGUUAUUCAAAUAUUUGUUACUGAUGCAGAUCCUACACCAGAAUUCAGAAACAUCAGUCUUUCUCUUAAAAAUGACACAUUUUUCUCUAUUGAUAAUGAUGGAGUUAUUAGAUCUCGGAGAGUUUUUGAUCGUGAAGAACAAGAAUAUUAUUUUAUUCAGGUCAUUGCUGUUGAUAGUGCUGAUAAAUCUAACCAAAAUAAAGAAACUCGUAAUGUGAAAAUUCAAAUCACAGAUGUUAAUGAUGUAAAACCACAUUUUGAAAAAGAUUUCUACAUAUUCCGUGUACCAGAAAAUGUACAGAAUGGUAAUCCAGUGUUUACACUCACUGCUAAAGAUGCUGAUGAUCCCAGUUCUGGCAGACUGGAAUAUUCUCUUCGUAGCAAUAUAUUCAUUGCUGAUAACUAUGAUGGAAUUAUCAGAGUACUCAACAACAAAUUAUUAGAUUAUGAAACACAACCUCAUGUUUUAAACUUGACAUAUUAUGUUUCUGAUGGCAUAUUUGAAGCCAACACUACCAUUCAAGUAAUUAUCGAAGAUGUUAAUGAUAACAACCCAGAGUUUGAAAAAAAAUUAUAUGUAGUGAAUGAUAUCGUUGAAGAAAAUAAAACCACUACACCAACAAACAAGAUGUAUUUAUUGACAUUAACAGCAAUUGACCCUGACAAAGAUCGAAAUAACAGCAUUACUUAUCACCUUGCUGGUGGAGCACAGGAAAAAAGUGCAUUUGAAAUUGGAAAUAAAUCUGGUGCUCUUUAUCUGCUAAAAGACUUAGACCACGAUUUUGGUACAGGUGGAAGUGAAAUUUAUUCAUUAAGUGUUUUUGCUAUUGAUGAACCUGGAACUAAAAAUGAACGGAAAGGUUUUACCAUUGUUGAUAUUCAUUUAAAAGAUAUAAAUGAUAAUGCUCCUAUAUUUGCGACUAAUACAAUUGGGUCUGUCCCAGAAAACUCUCCUGCGGAUACAGAAAUAAUGAAGGCUGUAGUCAAAGAUUAUGAUUCUGGACUUAAUAGUAAAAUACAGUAUUCUAUUAUACAACAGCCACUUUUAAAUCAAAUUCCAUAUUUUAAAAUCGACCAGAAUGGAAUAAUAAGAGUGAAUAAUCCUGUACUGGAUCGUGAAAAGCAACACCAAUUUCAAAUUAAAGUUAAAGCUAAAGAUGAGGGCACACCAUCUCUCUCCAGUGAGCAAAAGUUUAUAAUAGACAUUACAGAUAAGAAUGAUAAUGCUCCAGUGUUCAUUUGUAAUGGUCUAAAUACUAAAAUAAGUGAAAAUCAACCUAUAAAUGUUCGUCUUAUAACAAUUCAAGCUACAGACCAAGAUGACGGUGUAAAUGCUGAUCUACAGUAUUAUAUAGAGUCUAAUGGAAUGCAGAAUUAUUUUAAAAUUGAAGCUGACAAUAGAAACCGUUUAGCUUAUAUAUCAUUGCAGAAGCCCUUGGAUUAUGAAGAUAAAAACCUUCAAAAAUUUGAUUUGAAAGUUCGGGUACAAGAUCCGGAUCCCACCCAUGUUGAUUACUGCACUAUUGCUAUCACUGUCACAGAUUACAAUGACAACAGCCCAGUUUUUACACCUGACAGGCAUGAACUAACUAUCCCAGAAAACCACACAAUGAGCACAAUAUUCACUUUUACUGUUUCAGAUGCUGACUCUGGAAAUAAUCAAAUUGUAAAUUUCAUGAUUGAACGUAAGUCCAACCCCAAGAAGCAGUUUAGUGUGAAAAAGGUUGGCACAGAUGCUGUUAUCAGUAUCAGGAAAACAUUGGACCGUGAAGAUAUUCCAUCAUAUGAACUGAUCAUUUUGGGAGUUGAUGAAGGAAACCCUCCACAAACUGGUACUGCAACUCUGACAGUAAAUUUGAGUGAUGUCAACGAUAAUUACCCAAUCUUCAAAGAGGAUUAUCGUCCAAUAAUUAUGGAAAACUCACCUCCCAAGAAAGAUUUUCAAUUGAUCAGAGCCAAAGAUAUGGAUAAUGACAAAAAUGGACCUCCAUUUACCUUUACUUAUACAUGUGACGGCUCUAACUAUAACCUUUGCAAGGAUUUUGCAAUGACCUUUGACAAAGAUGCCCAGGUCGGUAAAAUUAGCUCUUUAAGAAUAUUUGACAGAGAAGUUAAGAAAUAUUAUGACAUGCCAAUUGAGAUGGCUGACAAUGGUGAGCCUCAGAUGACAGGCAUAAAUUAUCUUCGUAUUGAAAUUGGUGAUGUCAAUGACAACAAACAUGGGCCUGGAGCAAAAGAAAUAUUAGUUUAUAACUACAAAGGUCAUUUUGGUAACUUCCCAAUUGGCAGAGUGCACUGUGAAGAUUUAGAUGACUGGGAUAAUGCUGACAAGACAUACACUUUCUUGGGCAAUGUUACACUAGCUGGUUAUUUCAAACUCCUUACAAAUGGAACUAUUAUAAUGACUAAAGGAGUUCCAGAAAAAGAAUAUUUCUUCCAAGCUAGUGUUUAUGACAAAAUUUUUAAAAACACAGAAAUUUGUAAUGUUACAGUAAAAAUCAUAAGUCUUUCUGAAGAAGCUGUAAGGCGUUCUGGUUCGACGAGAUUCAAAGAUGUCACACCCAGUGAAUUUAUUGAAGAAGGUCCUAAUGGUAGUGCAUACAACAAAUUUAAAAAUCAGCUUGCUACUAUUCUUGGAGUUCCAUUUGAAAAUGUUGAUGUCUUCAGUUUAAUGGAAAAUGAGAAAGGUUAUACAGAUGUACGGUACUCAGCACACAAUUCGCCAUGGUACACCCCUGGAAUGACUAACGGUGCUGUAGCAGUUAACAGAGCAAAGAUUGCUACAGAAGUUGGUUACCAAAUUGAUAUGGUGGAUAUAAAUGAAUGCAUUGAUGAAUACUGUGAUGCUGGUGGCUGUACAAACAAGCUUAUCAUCAAAGAUACUCCAGUUCUGAUAAAUUCCAGUUCAACCGGUAUGGUUGGUGUAAACACAAGGGUUGAAGCUGAUUGUAUCUGUGGAGCUCGGGAUUUCAGUCAGCCUGUACAGUGUACACCUGACUACUGUUACAAUGGGGGCGUCUGCGAAAAGGACUACUUCCAGGUUGUCAAAUGUAUUUGUCCACCAGGUUUCACUGGACCAAGGUGCCAAGUAACUGGGAUUAGUUUUGAAGAAAAGGGUUAUGCUUUGUUUUCUCCUCUAGAACAGUGUGAAAAUAGCCGCACAAGUCUAGAAUUUGCCACUUUACAAGAUGGUUUACUUUUUUAUAAUGGUCCUGUAACAAAUAAACCAGAUAAUUCAGAAAGAGACUUCAUACUUCUAGAAUUAAUUAAUGGUUACCCUCAACUCAAAAUUGACCAUGGAACUGGAGAAUUAACCCUCUCUCUGAAUGGAAAGGAUAAAUCUAAUAAGUUGAUUAUUAACAAAGUCAGUGAUGGUAAAUGGCACCGUGUUGACAUCAUAAGAAAUAAACAAGAGGUUCGUUUGAUCCUUGACCACUGUUUUGAUGCAAAAGCUGAUGAUCGCAGUCCUUGUGAAGUGAAAGGCACUACUCCUGAAGAAAAUAUAUAUUUAAAUACUGUUGACCCUCUUCAAAUUGGUGGCAUUUACAUGGGAAUGUCAAGUAUUAAUUAUCCCAACUUUGCUUUUGAUAGUUUUCUAGGAUGUAUCAAAAACUUUAUACACAACAGCCAGAUUUAUGACUUACAAGUCUCUCGUCGGGAUUCUUUCUCCAAGAAUGCUAAAGUAGGAUGUUCUCGUACUGAAGAGCAUUGUUUAGACAAAUGCAGUGGAAACUCAACAUGUAUUGCAGAUUUUAGCGGAAACUACCAAUGUGUUUGCAAUGCAGGUUAUCAAGGAAAAAUCUGUGACAAAAAAACCACUAUAAAAGAUUUUAAAAGUAACAGCUUCAUAACAUGGGAAUUCAAAAAUAGCUUUUAUAAUGUGAUGAAUGACUUUAAGAAUGAAAUGCAAGUCAGCUUUAGAACACGAGAAACUAAUGGACUCCUUUUCAAAGUCCCUAGUUCUAAUCCAAACGAUUUUAUGCAACUCGAGAUUAUAAAUAAGAAAGCUUGUCUUGGUUAUAACUUUGGACAAACCUCAUCUCUGCAUCAUUUAUGUCUGGAUUAUGUUGAUGUAAAUGAUGGCCAGUGGCAUACUCUGAAAAUGAAACGUGUCAAGGAAGAAAUACAACUCAUGAUGGAUGGUGGCGAAGGACGCUUCUAUGCUGACACUUUUGUUAAAACCUUCAAAACUCUUACAUUCACACCUAACAAGGUUGACUUCGCUGCAGGUGCCGAAAUUACAAUUCAGAAUGCUAUUACAAGGAUCAAAGGCAAAGACUUCAAAGACUCUUGCAUGGAUGACAUUCGCUAUGAUGAUGCUUGGCUACCAAUGCAGCAGAGUGAGACAAACAGUGAAGCUGCUACGGUCAAACUGAUAAGAAAUGUUGCUGAUGACUGCAUACGAGAUGAUUGUAAAGGUGUCACUUGUGGCGUCCUUCAAACUUGUAUUCCAUUAUUUGGGAAAUAUAGUUGCAUAUGCAAUAAAGGCUACAAGAAAUCUUUGUCAAAAUGUGUUGACAUUGAUGAGUGCCAAGAUCCCAAAUGUUUUGGUAAUGCCACUUGCUUAAACACAAAUGGUUCUUUCAAAUGCCAGUGUCCAAAAUACUGGACUGGUGAACUCUGUAACUUGGCCAAUCCUUCCCCUGUUAUUGGAAAUAAUACUCUUGCAACUGGCGCACUUGUUACAAUUUUGGUCUGUAUCUUCAUCAUAUUGAUCAUUGUGUUGCUGGUUCUCUUAUUUAAGCGGAACAAGAAAGCUGGAGACAAAUUUGUGUUGGAGGUUGAUUCUGAUGAUGACAUCAGGGAAAAUGUGAUCAGUUAUGAUGAAGAAGGAGCGGGGGAAGAGGACCAGUUAGCUUAUGAUAUUUCCCGAUUACGCAAAGCGGAACCGACAUUGAAACCUGUCAUUGAUAAGCCUGUGCGCAGUUAUAAUCCAGACGGGGAUCGACCUGAAGUCGGCAGUUACAUUGAUAAUCUUAUUAAGGAAGCAGACAAUGAUGAUGUUGCACCGCCAUAUGACAGUGUCCGUGAGUUUGUGUACGAAGGGGCAGACAGUGAUGUAGGCUCUCUCAGUUCACUAAAUACAAGCUCUGGCAGUGAAGGAGAUAAUGAUUACGAUGCCUUGAAUGAGUGGGGACCAAAGUUUGCUAAGCUGGCUGAUAUGUACGGUGGUGGAGGAGAAUAAUUAAUUUAGACUCAAAAGAUGAAGUAGAAGUAAAAUAGCUGCAUUUAUUUUUUUUUUAAGUAAGGAGGGGCAAAAAUACUAAAUUUUCUAAUAAACUCAGGUUUGUUUGCUUCACCAAUUGCAUUUCAUAUCUUACAGAAAAAAAUGUACCCAAGAAAUAAGAAAAGCACAUAUAUAUAUAUAUAUAUAUAUAUAUAAACAAAAUUUCCAUCUUAAAGAAGAAAAAAAUUGUCAUUUAGUUAAGAGAUUAAUAGUGAGAAGCAAAAGGGUAGUUUUGAACCAGCUUCUUGAUGUCCAGAUUAUUUUCUAUGAUUGAUAAUUGCUAUAUCUACUUCACAACUUGUAGCCACUGCCAAUUUCAAAUUCUUUUUUUUUUAGUCUUUUAUUUAUUUUCUUUUACUUAACACAAAUUUUUUAAUAAAAAAAGAAAUAGUUGAUUUCAAUAUUAUAAAUGUUAAUUUUAUUAUUAUAAGUUCAAUUUUUAGCCAUAUAUGUACAUAUAGCAACCUUGAAAAUUAAAUGUAUAUAUAUAUAAAGUUUAAGAAUAGAAUUAACCAUUUAAAAUGUACCUUAGGUUGUAAAUGUAAAGUAAAAAAGAAAAAUUACCUGUAUUAGCCAAUAUUUUUUUAAUUAUAUCUAGUAUUAUCAACAAAGGUUGAUAGUUCACAUUUCUGCUAAAUAUUUCAAAGCUUCUUAACACUAUAAUUUUCAGAUUUCUGCUAAAUAUUUCAAUGCUUCUUAACACUCUAAUUUUCAUGUUUAACAAAAACAAUUUUAGAUUAUAGUUUUGUCUUAAUUUCAAAUUUUAAAACUUCAAUUUUGUCCAGUUCGUGAUUAUAUUAGACAAACUAACAGUUUUCAAAUAUAGAUUUAACUUGUUUUAGUAAUAUCUAGAAUAUUUUUCCAAGACUAUACAAUGUUAUAGAUCAGUUCUGUCAGAACUUUGCCAUAGAUCUGCUCAGAUCUUCCCGGUUGGGGUGGUGUCAGAGGCUUGCCCUGCCUGGUUGUGACAGUGUCAGAGACCUGCCCAGUUGAGGCAGUGUCGGGUGCCUGCCAGUAGGGGAAAUGUCGAGCACCUGCCUGGUUAGAACAGUGUUGGGUGCCUGCCUGGUCAGGGCAGUGUAGGGCGCUUGCCCAGUUGGAACAUGUGACUUUUAUAUAUCUGAGUCUCCUAUAGUUUUGCCACUCGAUCACUAAGUGCCAUACACUCACAUUGCACUGUGGUGAAGCAGCAGAAAUAAAAUGAAAUAAUAGUUUUUAAAAAAUGGUUACAAAGUUUGGGAUAUAUAAUUGUAAUUAAUUCUCUGAAGUUCCAUGAGCAAAUUAAAAAAAAAAAAACAUUCUAUCUACUGUCUUUAUUGUGGCCAAUAUUUUGAUAUAUAAUUAUUUAACUAAUUCAUUUGCUAUAAUAAUAAUAAUAAUAGAUUUAUCCCACCGCCAAAUAGCAAAUGAGUUCUCAGUUACAAUAGCAAAACUAGAACACCUUAAGUAAAUUACCUGAAUGACUGAAUUUAGUUAAAUCUUUCAGUUAAAUUACUUUUUUUUUCUUUUUUAUUUAUGUCAUGGGUGAAAAAAAUAUUCAUCAGAAAUCAUAUCAUUGAGUAAUUUAAUUUCCAUCAUUUGUAAAUGGAUUAGUGCCAUUGCCUCUUCUCACUCACUUUCAGUUAACAUUAAACCUUUAGUUACCAUAUUUGUUGAAAUAGAUUGCCUUUGUUUCAAUUGAUUGUGAAAAUAUUGAAAAAUUUUGUAAAAUAACUUAAGCUGAAGCUUAGAACAGAUUAACACGGAGUUUUGAUGGAAAGGUUUAAUUUAGCUCACUUUAAAAUGGAGAAUUUAUAUCAUAGAACUAAGGACAGUAUAAAAAAGGCUAAAUAAGUUUAACCAAUUUUAUUUUUAACUUAAUUUUUAUUUGCCUUUUCUCUUCUUAAAUGGCUCUUUCAUUUUGUAAAAUUACUUAUUUUAACGGAAAUUGAUAAAUUUUACUUUCAAACUAAGCUUUUCAACACAUUUCUUGAACAUUUUCCUACAAAAUGUGCAACUGUUUACAGCACAAGUUUAUUCUCCUCCACACCAGAUAAUUUAGAAAAUUUAUCUAUUAAUUCCAAACAAAAAUCACAUUGCCUUUGGAAUCGUGGUUUAUAUUUCUUGCGAAAAUCAUCUGACCAAUUCUCCGCCUUAUAUUUUAUUUCUACCACUGCUAUUUCAUCAUUACAAUCUAAAGAAAGACAAAAAAAAUGGUUGUGAUCUCAUAUUUUGUAUGAUACUUUUAUUUUUGUUUUGUUUUUUUUUUUUUAAUUCUCUUCUCCCAUUGUUGUAAAACAUUUCUACUGCCUCCCUCUUUCAAUAUGCAUAUUAAUUUCUUUCUAUACAUAAAAACAAAGUAUUUUUUAUGGGUGAAGGUAAAAAAAAUUUUUUAAACACCACCUGUAGCAAUAUUUUUUACACUGCUGUUCCAAAAUCUCUCUUACACACACAUACACACACACACACACACUCACUCUUCUACAAUAAUUGCUGCUGUUUAAAUCAUUUACUGAAAUGUUAAUUAACAUGUUAUAUUUGUUUUUUAUUGACGAAGGUGAGACAAAUCAGCUCUAACAAUAUUCCUGUUGAUAUGUACUUGAAUGGAAGUAUUAAUUAAAUAGUUACAAAGUGUGUCUUAGUUGGUUAGAGUAUAAAUGGGGUUAGAAUCCAAGCUGUGUCCUCUGCAUGUUCCAAUAAUCAAAUGUAUGUAUAUAGAUGUUUUAUUUCAAAUGAGGCAUACAUACUAGUGGAAAGUUCUGUUGAAUCAUAUUUGCAAAGUGUAUAUUAAAACAGACUGGAAAAUUUGGUAUAUUUUUCCAUGUUACACGUGUUCCAUUGCAGUAUAAGAAAUACAUUAUGAAUAUUAAUAAUAUAUACAUAAACACACACACAUUUAUGUAUAUGUAUAUAGACACAUACACAUGUAUAUACAUGCACACCCAAAUUUAUGACCAACUAUAAUUUAUUUUCUAAAUUUUAUUUUGUAAUAUAAUAUAGGCAUAAAAAAAUUAAUAUAUGAAUAUACAUAUGUUCACACAUUGUACAUAUACAUAUGUACAAGUACAAAACACACACAAAUAUAUACAUACAGCUAUAAAUUCAAGCACACAUGCACACUCACUUGCACAAGCUUAAUAAAUAUGUAAAUACAUAAAUCUAUACACAUGUACUAGCUCUUAAACUAAGAAAGUAUAGGACAUCUUUACAUAAAUACACAAAUUCAACCAGUUAAGUAGCAAGUCAAAAUAGUAGAAAAUAAUGAAAUAUUAAUGCACAUGUUUUUAUCUAUUAUUUUUUCUUUGGUUUAUAUUAUUUGACUAAACCUUCUUACAAAGUUGAGGCAAAAACACUUUUUAUAAUAUUUUAUUAUACUACCUGAUUUUAUUUCUUUAUUGUAUAAAUUUAAAUAGCUUCACAUUUUUUUUUAAAAUAAUGAACUUAACUAUUCAAAUCAAGUGUUUAAUAAUAAUAAUGUGACAACAGUAAUCUUGUAUUUUAAAUAAUUAACAACCAUAGAAUCAUCAAUAAUACUGUUCAAUUAUAGUAGUACUUAAAUAAUGAAUCAAUCUUAAUGUGAAGCAUAUAUUUAUUUAAUAUAGUUUAGGUUUAAGGAUAUAUUAUGUGUAUAUGUAUAAUAGUGUAUGAAUGUAAGGACCAUGUGUAUGCAUAUGAAUUUAUACACCAAGUGAAACUGUGCAGGCAGAUUUUAUUACUGAACAUACUUUAUCUGAUUGUAAACAUUAGCAUUCAAAUGCUUGUGUAAACUUCAAGGACACAUGACAUGCACACAUACACAUAUGAAAAUGUCCUUGUGUGUGUAUGUUAAAAAAUAUACCAUAUGUAUACAUAUAUUUUCAUGUGAUAGUCUGUCCAUAUUAAUGACUACAACAAAUACUAGUAUUCAAAUGUAUGUGUGAAGAACACACCAAAAGCAAGCAUACGGAUGCAUACUGUGAGUGCAUUUAUCUAAGGACAUAUCAUUUAAGCACACAUACCAUAUAAAUGCAUUUCUUUGUGUGCUUGAUCAAAAAUAUACGAUUUGUAUGAAUAUAUUAUUGUGUGACAGUCUGUAUGCCCAUAUUAAUGACUAAAACGUGUGUGUGUGUGUGUGUGUGUGUGUGUGUAUAUAUAUAUAUAUAUAUAUAUAUAUAUAUACACACACACAUACACACUAGUAUUCCAGUGUAUGUCGACUCGUGUGCAUGUAAUGAGUACAUCAAAAGCAAGCACACACAAACAUAACUAUGCAUGCAUAUAUGUACUAGCAUGAACAUGUAAAUACAUGUUUAAUAAUACACGUGCACAUUAGCACUCGAAAUCAUGUCUUUUCUAGUGUGUAAUCAGUGGAUACAUCACACAACAGACACACACUAGCAUGCAAAUGUAGGCACAUGCCAGCAUAGAUAUAGUCAUUUUAAUUACAUCAACCUAGCUGCAAGUAAGUAAUGUCUUUCAGAUAACUUACAAUGUAUAAUUGGAGAAUUGUAGAAACAAAAUCAGUGUCUUAAGGCUUUUUAGUUUUGUAACAGUCUUUCAAUAUCUGACGAUAAAAACAUUUUGCGCAUGUGAUGAAUUUAUUACUGUAAGCAACUCUUCUGUAAAUGUUUAUAACUCAUCUGUGGUAUAAUGUAUCUGCAAUUCUCAGAAAAGUAUAAGUAUGGAAAGCUAUGUUGUGGCUUUUGCUCAUCCUUGAAGAAAUUUUCAUUAACUGAGCAAUUUAACAAUAUGGAAGACUACUGGAACUUUAAAAUUUUGCUCUCAAUCAGUACAAAAUUACUAAAUCAAUUAUUAGUCUCUUUAAUGAACUCUUUGAAAAAUGCCAUUAUGAAAACUAGUUUAUUUUUGGUUAUUUAUGGCAGGCUUUCCCAGAAAAGUCUGUUUUAGCCCAUUCCUAUUAAUCAAUUCCCUUCGAGAUCAUUUUUGGAGAUGAUGGCUUCAAUGAAGUCUUUUAAAGUCAGAUUUUCUUCGGUGAACAUUUCACAUAAUUACCCACAAUGAUCUAAUAUAUGAAGGUAACAAUAAUGAUAAUGCACCCCCCACCCCUGAAAAAAAAUAGACAAUAUUUUAAAUAUAAACCUGGAAAUAUUUUGAAUUCUUAACUCUAACAUUACUGGAUGCUGAAUCUAGAUGUAAAUCUAAAACCUCUUGCAGAAAUAAGGUAAAUAAAUGGUUGAACAAAUUUUAUCAUUAAAGCAUAUGAAGCUUUGUAUUUUUAUAAACUGUUCAAAUGAUGUUUUGACUGGUGUAUGAAUGUUUGUGUAUUAUAUAUACACUUUCUAUAUGUAUAUAUAAAGUAUAUUAUAAGAGAAUAUUGGGUCUUUGGGUGAUGUAACUAAUAUAUAUUAAAACUGUAUUUAUCAGUUAUGUGUGAUGAUUUAUUUCGUUAUCUCCCCACUCCAUACCUCUUUCUACAAUAUCAUCUCUGGCCCUAAUCCCUAUGUUUUCCAAAAAUUGUUGCCAUAUUGAUACUUCCAAUAUUCUCUAGUAUUGAAUGUAUAAAUUUUAUCUAUGAUGUAGCCCUAUUCUGAUUUCUGAAAUAAAUUUUAAAAGAAAAUGUUUUUAUAAUA
Octopus bimaculoides (California two-spot octopus) is the source of this 14776-nucleotide messenger RNA. RefSeq names its product putative neural-cadherin 2. NCBI's taxonomy places the organism in Eukaryota, Metazoa, Mollusca, Cephalopoda, Octopoda, Octopodidae. Gene Ontology annotation, biological process: cell migration; homophilic cell-cell adhesion; multicellular organism development. Gene Ontology annotation, molecular function: calcium ion binding; beta-catenin binding; cadherin binding. Gene Ontology annotation, cellular component: plasma membrane; catenin complex. The record is from RefSeq and is a predicted model, not a curated record.